This is a messenger RNA of Aureococcus anophagefferens, 1291 nucleotides long. RefSeq lists its product as hypothetical. Bases 103 to 1104 code for a protein of 333 amino acids. The record is from RefSeq and is a predicted model, not a curated record. Gene Ontology annotation, cellular component: cytosol; translation release factor complex. Gene Ontology annotation, molecular function: translation release factor activity, codon specific; sequence-specific mRNA binding. Lineage: Eukaryota; Pelagophyceae; Pelagomonadales; Pelagomonadaceae. The transcript has 6 exons. Gene Ontology annotation, biological process: cytoplasmic translational termination.
AAUAGACUUUCUGUGCUCGGUGCCAUCACAAGCACACAACAACGGUUAAAACUUUACUCGCGCGUCCCACCCCAUGGGCUUGUUGUUUAUUGUGGGACUAUAAUGACUGAUGAGGGGAAAGAGCGACGUGUGAAUAUCGACUUCGAACCGUUCAAGCCCAUAAAUACAUCCUUAUAUUUGUGCGAUAACAAGUUUCAUACGGAGGCUCUCGAUGAGCUAUUAGAAGACGACGAAAAGUUCGGCUUCAUUGUGAUGGAUGGAAAUGGUUCUCUUUAUGGCACUCUUCAAGGUAACAAUAGAGAGGUGCUUCACAAGUUUUCAGUUGAUUUACCUAAAAAGCAUGGGCGUGGAGGCCAGUCUGCGCUUAGAUUUGCGCGUCUGCGCAUGGAAAAGCGUCAUAACUAUGUGCGCAAAGUCUCAGAACUUGCCGUCCAAAUGUUCAUCACCGCUGACAAGCCGAAUGUAUCCGGACUUGUCCUCGCGGGAUCGGCCGACUUCAAGAGUGAAUUGCAGACUUCAGACAUGUUUGACCAACGCCUUGCGCGUGUCGUUAUCAAAACAGUCGACGUUAGUUAUGGGGGAGAAAUUGGAUUCAAUCAGGCUAUCGAGUUGUCGGCUGAAACGUUGGGAUCAGUGAAGCUAGUUCAGGAAAAGAGGUUGCUGCAAAAAUAUUUCGAUGAAAUAUCUCAGGACACCGGUAAAUAUUGCUUUAUGGUCAGUGACACUCUGCGAGCGCUCGAACUCGGAGCUGUCGAGAUACUUGUCGUAUGGGAGAAUCUUGAUGUUGACCGAAUUACGCUGCGAAAUCAUGCAGCCGGAGAGGACAAAGUUCUGCACCUUUCCAAGGAGCAACAAGCGAACGAGCAGUAUUUUCAUGAUCCAAUUUCCGGGGUAGAGCUAGAAGUUGUUGAGAAGUUGCCGUUAGUUGAGUGGUUCGCAAACAACUACAAAACAUUUGGUACCUCAUUGGAGUUCGUAACAAAUCGGUCUCAGGAAGGCUCACAGUUUUGUAGAGGAUUCGGAGGUAUUGGUGGUAUCCUGCGUUGGCGGGUGGAUUUUCUUGAGAUUGAUAUGGCUGAGGACGCUGCAGAAAGCUUCACCUAGGAAUGCUGUCUGUUUGGGACCAAACAUUCAAGGAAUUUCAAAUCCGCAUUCAACGAGGGGCUAGAACCUGGAAGGCGGGGAUCUAGGCCUGCCCAGGACUGGGCAGUCUAACGGAACUGAGUUGGCGGCUAGCCGUCUGCGGCUAGUCGCCUCCCUAGGCACGCUUAAGUCGCCCGCGGGAAAUUCG